GACUCGUCCCAUUCUCAUCCCGCCUGCCCUCCUCCCUGCAUCCCCGUGCCGCAGCGGCUGAACAUCAGCGUCAGCACGGUGGGAGACGUGGGUUUCCUGAGCUGCGUGCUGCCCGACGACUUGCUGGUGGCCAUCCUCUCCGAAAGGCUGCAGUUGAGCGACUGCUACCAGGGUGUGGUGUUUGAUGGCCUGGAGACUCUCUUUGCACGCAACGCAGCGUCUGCUCUCCUGUGCCUGCUCAAAGCUGUCAGAAAUCGGCCUCAUAUCUAUUUUGUGAACCUGUUGCAGGAUUAUGCUUCUUGGAAAGCCAGGGAGGCAGCUGCAAAAGAGCAGGAAGAACGGGAGCAGGAAGAAGCUGCCAGGAGGGAGAAAGAACGUCUUUGGGAGAUGGAUGAGGAUGAGUAUGAGGCCCUCACUGACGAGCAGAAAGCUCGGUUUAAUGACCAUAUACGAGAAGCCCAGCGUGAGAGGAAGAAAAGGGAGAUGAAGAGGCUGGCUCGAGAGCUGGAGGAAAAGCGCCGGCGGGAGGAAGAAGAGCUGAAGAAGAAGUCUAAGCGAGGGAAGAGAGAGCUUGGGAAAGAUAACGCUUCAGCGAAGAAAAGGCAUUCUCUGGUCAGGCAGGUGGGUGGUUGUGUUUGCAGUAACACGAACGCAUCCAUCAGCAGCCGGUCGGAUAUCGCCAAGGUGGUAGCUAAGAAGGGAUCUGCAAAGGAGCGCCAAGACUCUGUUGCUGAGGACAAGGAAGAUAAGAAAAUGCAGGGCAAGGUUCUGUCUCCGGCAAGACUGAGUCCAGCUGGGCAACCCACAGACCCAGAGCAGGAGGAAACCAAAAAACAGGAUGAAAGUGACAGCGAGAAGAACUUGGCCCUGAAGUUCAAGGUCUACAAGGCAUCGCAGAAGGAUGUCACGCAUGUUUUGUCAUUCUGGGACAGGGUUCGGGGUGUCCUGCUGCUCCCUCUGAACCAAGAAGAGGUGCACCACUCAGCAGAAGGGCAGCGCCACCAUUUAUCCGGCCACAGGAGUCGGAAGGACAGAGAGAAGGAGCGUCAUGAGAGGCUGGAGAAGGAGGUCCUGGAAAAACUGAAGGCUCUGGAGGACUCCAAGUUAGCUGGACUGGAAGAGAAAGGUGCAGAAGGGCCAGCCAGAGGUCAGGAUGUCGGGGUGCCCUGCUUUAACAUCCAGGUGCUGAGCUCAGAAGAUGUGCCAAGGGAGCUCCUGGAGAGCGGCAACCUGCCGGCGGCAGAGCAGAUCCUGGAUGACCUGGGACUGGGUCCCUCAGGGCCUCCCAUUCCCCCCACUGCGUUUUACUCCGUGAUCCGCUACCCGGAGAAGAGGACGGCCCCUGCACCAGAAGUGCUCGAGCACUUCAUGUUAGUUGUGCCAGGAGGUGCCGCUGCGGAAGAAGAAAAGAAGGAUAGUGAAAGUCUCCUGCAAGUCCCCACUGUGCCUUCAGCAAAGACCUCAGAGGAGCGAGUCACCCCAACCAGGAGCCAGUCGAGGAAGGAGAAAGCCACGGGCAGCCGGAAGGCUGGGAAGGAGAAGAGGAGCUCCAGCUGGGCCAGGAGAAGUCCCCGCGGCACGGCAGCGCGCACGUGUUCCCCCGAGAUGCCCCAAAGUGAAGGGGAUGCAACCCCAGCCCCGGCGAGACCCGUCAGGCUGAGCAGCUGCCGGUGGAUAGUGCCUGCCAAGGGUGAGGUGGAGCUGAAGGUCCAUUUCAGCUCCACGGUGCCGGGCCAGUUCGAUCAGACGCUGCAUUUUGAGAUCCUGGGGACAAACCGCCUGUACCAGCUGCACUGCAGGGGCACCUCCAUCUAUCCCACCAUCAGCCAGGACCCACGGCUGGUGUUUCCUCACCGGAGGAGGAGCAAAACGGAUGAGGACAUCAUCUUCAAGAAGUACAUCAUGAACACGGGUGUCUUCCACUUUGGACCGCUGCUGUGUGGGAAGUCAAGAGACAGGUACAAGGCACUGCAGUAUCCCAGCAACUGCGAGAAGAUCACCAUCCUCAACGUCACCCCCUUGGAAGUGGCAGUGCGUUUCUUCUUCGAGCACGAUCGCAAAGGCGACACGUUCCUUUUGGAGCCUCCCAGCAUGAGGCUGAAACCCUACGAGAGGCAGGAGCUGAGCCUUUGGGCGUACCCCACCUCGGCCGGCCUCGUGGAAGACAACCUGGUGUGCUGCAUUGAGGAGAACCCUGAGCCGGUGGUUUUCCGGCUGUGCUGCCAAGGGGUGCAGGUAGAGCUGGGGGUCAGCCCCAGGCAGCUGAAUUUCAACAAGGUGCUCCUGCACAGGAGGGAGAGCAGGACCCUGGUCCUGCGCAACAGCACCCCGCUGCCCUUCGCCUGGCGCCUCAGCGGGCUGGAAAACCUCGGCAAGGACUUUUCCCUGUCGCAAAGCGAGGGCAUCGUUGGUCCUUGCACGGAGUUUGGCGUGCAUCUCUAUUUCAAGGCCACAAAGGCUCUCAGCGUGAAGAAAAUGAUCCACCUGGAGGUUUCAGAUGCAGAAAACAUCCUGGGGGUUGUUCAGACUGAAAAUAUCCAAGUCCUUGCCGAGGCUUAUGACGUUGCUCUGAACAUCAGCAUUUCUAAGGGUACAGAUGGCAGCAUGGAUUUUGGAGUCCUUAAGGUGAUGGAUGAGGCGAAAGCAGUGCUGACUCUGAAGAACAAAGGGAAGUACGAGAUUGCAUACAGUUUCAAGCUGGAGGCGGCAGAUACCGACAUACCCGACUUGGCAUCCCACUUCACUGUGCAGCCGCAGAGCGGCGUGCUGGCUCCCUCCGAGCGCACUGUGCAGGUGCAGCUGCGCUUCCACCCCAAGAUGGAAAUGACCAUUGAGGAGAAACCCAUCCUGCACUGCCAGGUGAUUGAGCCCAGCAUCCGCGAAGGAGGCGAGGCCAUCGCCAUCAUCCCGGUGAGGGUGUCUGCCAAAGCUGUGUUCAGCAAGUACAGCAUUUACCCAGCCUCGCGCAUCAGCUUCGGCGCCAUGAUCAGCAGCACCAGGAAAACCUGCACCUUCACGCUGGAGAACAAAGGCGUCCUUGAUUUUAAUUUCUUCAUCUACCCUGCAGACCAGGAUGCGCAUGAGUUGUCAAGGACAAGUGCACAUCACAUGAAAUCCACCCACUCCCAGGAGCAUGAGAACUUAAAGAAAACGGUUCCCUUCACCGGGCAGAGCAAGUACAGGGAGGGCAGCCUCUUCAUGCAGGCUCGCUUCACUCUAGGCAUGUUCACCGUGUACCCUGGGUUUGGCUCCAUCCCUCCUGGGGGCCAGCAGGUGAUCACAGUAGAUUGCUACGCGGAGCCAGUGGGGACAUGCAAGGAGCACCUGACCAUUGAUAUCACCAACAGAGACCCCAAGGACAAUCCCCUGGGCAUCCCCUACGCCCUGUUUGCCGAAUCCUGCCUCCCAGCAUUUGUGGUUGACGAUGUAGAGUCCAUCUUUGAGGAGCAUCGAAUCUGCAGCAGCGUCAACCUCUGCCGGAUCCUGCAGACGGUGCAAGACAAGGGCGUGUUUGUCACGGAUGAAAACAAGUUCAUCUUCACGGGUGUUCUGGUUGGGCACCGGGCCACGGCUCGCUUUAAGAUCCGCAACGUGGAGAAAGUUCCCUGUGAUGUGAUCCUCUCCAUCAAAACCGUCCCUGGUAAGGCCGGCAGCCGCGACGGCGAUGCUUUCGAGGUGGAUCCCGUCCGGAUGUGCGUGCCCAGCCGUUCUCACGCCUUUGCUACGGUGAGCUUCGCUCCGCAGGCGAUGCAGAGCUACCAGUGCGCUUUUGAGGCUUCCCUUGACGUUCAGGCAAGCCCUGCAGCAGUCAGAGCCCAAAGACUGACCUUCGAUAUCAGCGGAGAGGGGAAUCUGCCCCGGGUGACAGUGCUGCGCCCGGUCCUUCGCAGCAAGAGAGGGAACCCCCUGCUGCUCUUCAAGAAGCUGUUGCUGGGGGACUCGGAAAAACUCCCUCUGGUCCUUCGUAACGAUGGCGUCGUACCUGUCCAGUUGACGAUAGACCUGUUGGAUGAAGGGGGAGUUUUCUUCUUGGAAGCCAGACCCUACCAAGCUGCGGGUGUGAAGAAGGACUCUCCCAGAGAAGCGAGGAAGCCUCACACCGCAUCCCUGGCCCUGCAGCGCGGGGAGUUGGCGGAGUUUGACGUGCUUUUCAAACCCACGCUGGCCCAACGCGUGGAAGGCAAGAUCCACCUGUCCGUGGUGGACAACCCCUAUGAAGAGACCGAUAUUCAUCUGGUGGGUGAAGGCUAUGAGGAUGACUUCACGCUAGAGAACAUCCGCGGACGAGUGGCAGACAGAACGGAGGAGAGCGUUGAGGGAGACAGAAUUGAGGCCGCCGGAGUGGAUCACAUCCAGUUUGGGGACUGUCACGUUGGGACGCCCUACCCCGUGACCUUCACCGUCACGAAUCACAGCAGGCUGGAGGCGAUGCGGUUCGAGUGGCUGGCGAGCGCCCCCCUUCACUUCUCCCCCCAGGUGGGACACCUCCAUGCUGGCUGUGCUAAGGACAUCACGGUCACCUUGAAAUCGGACGUCGCGGUCACCUUCAAAAGGCAGCCUGUGAAGUGUAAGGUGUCCCGGAUCGCCUUCCAGCUGCCACCGGAGCAGGUUGCCGAUUGGGAUGACUGCCUGCGCGUCGUCAAGUGGGUGGAUGCUGGGAAGGAGCCGGGAGCAAAGUGGCCUGUCAAGAAGAAGGUGAUUGAGACAGGCCCAGAACCAGCUCACACGGUCCUGGAGGAGAGCAGCCGUGAGGUGGAGCUUUGCGUCAGCGCUGCCGUCGACUACGCCGAGUUCAAGCUGGAUCUGGACGUGAUUGAGUUCAAAGAGACCUUGCUCUUCCAGACGAGGACGUUCGCUUUCCAGCUGUCCAAUACAGGGAAUGUGGCCCUGGAAUACACCUGGACGAUGGCAGCUGUGGAGGAAGAAAGGCCAGUGAGCCGUACCGGGGAGCUGCUCCCACCCAGCCUAGACGGGGAUUUCAUCUCGACUUCUGGUGCCUCUGUGAUGCUCCAGCCCAGCCGUUGUUCGAGCCAGCUGGGCUGUGCUCUGGAGCAGGCCUCUUCCUCCUCCUCAAGCUUGUCCCUGAGCACCGUCUGUGCCAGACCGCUGUUCUCCGUGGAGCCCUGCAGCGGCAUCAUCCCUGCAGGGCGCAAGCAGCUCUUCCAGAUGAAGUUCUCUCCGGUGCACGUAGGCAACUUCGAAAGACGGAUGCUCUGCAGUAUUCCUAACCUGAAGCCAGACCAGAAGAGGCCAGAGGUGGCUGUGAAGGGGAGAAGCCUGAUGCCAAGCUGCCACUUUGAACUGGAAGACUCGGAUUACAUCACUGCAAAAAGGCGCAACGCCAAAUUGCCGGGACCCAAGGGGGCAGCGUUAGAUCUCAACACAAGAGUGGUUGAGUUUGUGACCCUUGGAGUGUGCGGCAGGGACAGCAGGAAUUUCGUGGUUAUGAACCCAACCAGUUCCGCAUAUUCCUUCCAGUGGAUUUGCCAAGACCGUGAAGCCCCACGAGAGCAGGUGGCUUUCGUCUGCCUCACAAAGAGAGGUCGGAUCCAACCAGGGAAGAAAGCAGAGAUGAAGUUUGAAUUCAUCCCCCGACACCUGGACAUCACAGAAUCGUUCUGGCUCUUCACAGUCCCUGAGCAGAGCAUGUCAUUCCCGUUCCUGUUGGUUGGCAAUGCCACCGACCCGCUAGUGACUCUGGACAGAUCCCACCUGAAUUUCCACUUGCAGUUAAUCGGGCACAAGGCACGCCGGACUGUCUAUAUGAUCAACAGUGAGAAGGAAGCCUUCACGUUUGCUUUCAGAGAAAACUCCCUCUAUCCAGAGGGAUGCAAUGCCUCUGUGAGAGUUGAGCCCCUGAAAGGCUCCAUCGCUCCCCUUUCAAG
Molecule: messenger RNA, 5885 nt
Organism: Apaloderma vittatum (bar-tailed trogon)
Lineage: Eukaryota; Metazoa; Chordata; Aves; Trogoniformes; Trogonidae
Product: hydrocephalus-inducing protein homolog
Exons: 32
Biological process (GO): axonemal central apparatus assembly; cilium movement
Cellular component (GO): axoneme
Source: RefSeq, a predicted model, not a curated record